This is a messenger RNA of Rotaria sordida, 960 nucleotides long. The record is from the annotation of a GenBank genome assembly. Lineage: Eukaryota; Metazoa; Rotifera; Eurotatoria; Philodinida; Philodinidae.
AUGUAUGCAGAAAACCGUAACCUCACGACACAAGAUGGUCAAUUUUUCGAUAUUACUCACACGUUCAAAGUCGGUUCGUCGACAUAUCAUGUUCUUGGUCUUCGUAAAGACCGUCCAACAUAUAGAAAUACUUAUUAUAUUUUUAAUUAUGCGGAUGACCAACGUGAGUCAACAACUCAAUCGAUGUCAAAAUCUUCGUUGUUCAAACGUCCAACAACAGUAUCUGAGCAAGCACGACGGCCCAAACAUCGUCCACUCACAGCUCAUCGUGCAACAACGACUCCAACUAAUGAGUUUACUACUAGUCCAACACAAACGAGAAAGUCUACAGGUUCUCAUCUUCGUGCACGUACUGAAUCACCUAAAAUAGUGGAGAUUGAUGCAACAACUUUUAAAGAGACAUUUACUAAAGCAAUGAGAACUGAACGACAACUACUUUUUGCUUCACUGCGAAAAGAAAUGAAUAUAAAGAAGAGAACAUUACUUCGAACAAUGAAAAAAGGAAAAGAGGUUAUUUUACAAGCAACAGCAGAAGCUAACAAUAAGGAAGAAAUAAUUCGUCUAUUAGAAGAACAAAAUAAUUCGUGGGCAAUAGCAUUUGAAAAAUCUGUUAGCACUACUACUGCUUCAAUUGAUACUUUGAAACAGAUAUUAAUAGAAACUCUAGAUACACAUCAUAAUACAUCACAAUCAAUGGAACAACUUCAACUUACUUUAAUCCAGACAAUAGAGCAAGAAGUACAAAAAAUUAUAUUAAAAAAUGAAGAAAUUCUUCAAUCAAUAUCUACCGAAACUAAUGCUAUUAACCAGUUACAAAAUACUCUUGUUCAAAAGAUAGAGAAUUUCGCUAUUACAAAGCAGCAUCAUGAUGAUGCGGAAUUGAAUCGCUUAUUUGCUGAACAGAAACAAGCAUUAACUGAUGCAGUGGCACAACAACAACAGCCAACACCAGGUCGAUGA